CCACCCUGCCCCGCUCCCUAAUUAAAGGCUUUGGAGCAGGGCCGCCCGCAGCUCUGGGCACACACUCUCGGGUCGCCUCUCGGCAGGAGCAGAUCGGGGUACGUUGUGGGUAAAGGGGGGUCCCGGGCGGGCUGCAGCCCCCCGAGCUGCAGCGAUGAGCGGCUCCUUCGACAAGAAACUCUCCAGCAUCCUCACCGACCUGUCGGGCUCGCUGAGCUGCCAUGCCUCCUCCAAGGACUCCCCGACGCUUCCCGAGUCCUCCGUCACCGACCUGGGCUACUACAGCGGCCAGCACGACUUCUACCCCGGCCAAUCCUACGGGCAGCCCGUCGCCCAUUACCCCUAUCCCCAAUUCAACCUCAACUCCAUCGGCGCCGGCGGAACCUAUUCCCCUAAAUCUGACUAUUCCUACAGCCCGUCCUACCGGCAGUACGGCCACUUCAGGGACCAGCAGCUCCCGGCGCAGGAUGCAGUGUCGGUGAAGGAGGAGCCGGAGCCCGAGGUGCGGAUGGUCAACGGGAAACCCAAGAAGAUCCGCAAACCCCGCACCAUCUACUCCAGUUACCAACUGGCCGCCCUGCAGCGCCGCUUCCAGAAAGCCCAGUACCUGGCCCUGCCUGAGCGCGCCGAGCUGGCGGCCCAGCUGGGGCUCACCCAGACCCAGGUGAAGAUCUGGUUCCAGAACCGCCGCUCCAAGUUCAAGAAGCUCUACAAGAACGGCGAGGUGCCAUUGGAGCACAGCCCCAACAACAGCGAUUCCAUGGCCUGCAACUCCCCCCCAUCGCCUGCCGUCUGGGACAGUGCCUCGCACGGCAGCGCGCCGGGACGGACCCCCCUGCCACAGCCGCUGCCCUACAGCCCCUCGCCCGCCUUCCUGGAGGAGCACAGCCCCUGGUACCACCCGCAGAGCCUCGCUGCCCCCCACCAACCCCCCACCACCAUGCACCACACCUCGCCGGGGCCGCCCCCCAACCCGGGCGCCGUCUAUUAA
This is a messenger RNA of Lagopus leucura (white-tailed ptarmigan), 991 nucleotides long. RefSeq names its product distal-less homeobox 3 (gene DLX3). Gene Ontology annotation, biological process: regulation of transcription by RNA polymerase II; embryo development; epithelial cell differentiation. The record is from RefSeq and is a predicted model, not a curated record. Bases 155 to 991 code for a protein of 278 amino acids. Lineage: Eukaryota; Metazoa; Chordata; Aves; Galliformes; Phasianidae. The transcript is spliced from 3 exons. Gene Ontology annotation, molecular function: RNA polymerase II cis-regulatory region sequence-specific DNA binding; DNA-binding transcription factor activity, RNA polymerase II-specific.